Seminavis robusta is the source of this 1722-nucleotide messenger RNA. The record is from the annotation of a GenBank genome assembly. NCBI's taxonomy places the organism in Eukaryota, Bacillariophyta, Bacillariophyceae, Naviculales, Naviculaceae.
AUGAGGUCGUUAGCAACACCACACCGAGGAUACCCCUUCUUGUUGGCUUCACAAGUGCUACUUCUUUUGUCAUUAAUAGCCACAGCUGCUGCGUACAAUCUUCAAAACAAACGAGUAUUGGUGACCGGAUCCAGUGGAGGAAUUGGUCGAGGGAUUGCCUUAGAGUUGGCACAAGCAGGAGCUCACGUCUUGGUCCACUACAACCAACGUCAAGAUGGGGCUCGUGAAACGGCACGGCUCAUUGAAGAACGCAACGGCGUCUGUCCGGGAAUAUCCCAGUGCGACUUUUCCCAUCCCGCACAUAUUCAUUCUCUAUUCCAGCAAAUCCACGGCAUUUGGCCCGAAGGGAUCGAUGUUCUAGUCAAUAAUGCCGGGGUAGUGGCCAAAUUGGCCAUGGAAGAUGAUGACGAUUACGUAACGGAAUGGCGUGAUACCCUCAAUAUCAAUUUGAAUGCACCUCGUCUACUCAGUCACAUGGCCAUCAAGGGAAUGAAACAACGUGGUGGUGGUGUCAUUAUCAAUGUCAGUUCCAUUCACGGAGAAAAAUCGAAUGAAUACAUGUCCGCAUAUGCGGUUAGUAAGGCUGGAUUGGAUAUGCUCACCAAAUCCAUGGCCAUGGAGUAUGCCGAGCAUAAUAUUCGUGUCAAUGCCAUUGCUCCGGGACCUGUCGAAGUCGAGCGAACCGCCGAGUAUUUUCGGAAUCCAAGAAAUCUCAAAGAUUGGACCGAUAAAAUGCUCGUAGACAAGGUCGGCUCGGUACAAGAAGUGGCGCAGGCAACUAUGCCCUUGAUCACCAACGAUUGGAUUACGGGAACAGUAUGGCAAAUUGAUGGAGGCAUAAUGGCACGAGGAAACUUGCCCCAACGGGAACGACCUCCGGUCCAAGCUCGCAAAGACGCCCCACCACAGGCCCGACCCAAUCAGCCACAAGAAUUUGGGAUGCCGCAGCAGCAGAAUAUGCAACAAGGAAUGCCACAACAGCAGGGCAUGAGACAAGACCAGGGAAUGCCGCAACAGCAGGGCAUGAGACAAGAUCAGGGAAUGCCGCAACAGCAGGGCAUGAGACAAGACCAGGGAAUGCCACAACAGCAGGGCAUGAGACAAGACCAGGGAAUGCCGCAACAGCAGGGCAUGGGACAAGAACAAGGACGAAUGAUGCCCCCGCCUGGAGGAAGAAAUAAUCCAUUGCAGCAAAGUCCUCCAGGGGGAUAUCAAGAUCGUCCUCUGGAUCAACCAACAGGAGAAGGAUUUGUACCCAUGCAAGAUCAGGGCGACUAUAUGAGAAAUGGUGGAGGAGCCAAUAGCAUACCCGGACGUGACUUGGGUGGGCGUGCGACGGCAGGACAAGGGUACAUUCCACGAGAAGGGCUCGACACGGGCUCGGGAGGCGGUGGACCAGGACAAACCUACAGGAAGCCCAUUGAUGGCACUGGAUAUCAACCUGAACAAGCCCGGCAAGGGGGGCCACCACAGAGCAUUCAGCCUCAGGAUGCAAACACAUUGAGGGGAACCCCCUUGAAUGCUGUUGACCCUUACGCUCCCCUAACUCCCCUCGGCGGGACAAGCAGUCCUAUGGAUGGAACGACUGGCAGUGGUAAUACACGGAAGAAAGGAGGGCCCAAACGCAGCAGUGGAUUAGGUGGUACCAGUGAACCAUUCCAGCGGCCAGGAGAAAACAGCGGUUGGGGUAACAGCAAUUGGCCGAACGGCCCAAGCUUCUAG